Liolophura sinensis is the source of this 2504-nucleotide messenger RNA. RefSeq names its product solute carrier organic anion transporter family member 4C1-like. Gene Ontology annotation, cellular component: basolateral plasma membrane. The transcript has 16 exons. Gene Ontology annotation, biological process: transmembrane transport; sodium-independent organic anion transport. NCBI's taxonomy places the organism in Eukaryota, Metazoa, Mollusca, Polyplacophora, Chitonida, Chitonidae. The coding region runs from base 45 to 2504 and encodes 819 amino acids. Gene Ontology annotation, molecular function: protein binding. The record is from RefSeq and is a predicted model, not a curated record.
AAAAAAGGACGGCCAUUCCCUGCACAAAUAUAUAGUGAACUAAGAUGGGCACACAACCUGCAUCCACCAAUGGACAUGUUCCACACAGCAACGCAGAUGUCAAAAAGCAAAAGUACGCUGAUUUGGAAAGUGACAGUGCUAUGGAUUUUCGGUUUGGAUACAGAAAGUAUCGCCCCAAAUGGAUGCAGAUUUUCAACAACCCUAAAUGUCUGUGUGUUUUACUCAGCGCCUUUACCUUCAUACAGAGUUUUGUCGUGAACGGCAUAAACAACGUAAAUACGACGUCAUACGAGCGACGGUUCGGUCUUCCCAGUUCUCGUGUCGGAAUCAUCUCUAGCGCCUAUGAUAUCUCUGCUGGAAUUCUCGUCCUGCCAAUCACCUACUAUGCCCUGCGAGGCCAUAAACACAUGAUGUUAGCGGUGUCGGCUGGAGUUAUGGCCCUUGGCUCGCUUCUCAUGGCGCUGCCUCACUUCACAACUGGGCGGUAUGAGUGGGGUGAAGGGUCAACGAAUAUGUGCCCUACAGGCAACGCUACGACUUGUAUUCAGACGAACAACGCGGAUCUAUCUUAUUACCUAUAUGUAUUAGUUCUAGGACAGCUACUGCACGGGUUUGGGGGCACUACUUUUUAUGGCGUUGGUAUUUCCUGCAUGGACGAUUGUGUGUCUGCCAAGAAUUCCCCGGUAUAUGUGGGUAUUUUAUACGCCUUCAGCGCUUUAGGACCUGCCGUCGGUUAUUUACUCGGGGGCUAUCUUGUGGAUAUAUACGUGGAUUUUGAAACUGUUUCCAGUGUACCACUUACCACAUCGGACCCAGGUUGGGUAGGAGCGUGGUGGCUGGGAUUCCUUAUCUCCAUGGUGAUGGCGUUGCUGUUGUCUGUCCUUCUGAUGGGUUUACCCCGUGAGUUACCUGGAGCCCGGGAGAUCAGAGCCACGCGUGUUUCAGAAGCUCACCAAUCCGGUAAGGGAAAAACGAAGACACCUGGAUCUUCUUUCAAGGAUCUGCCCCAGGUCACUAUGAUGCUGCUAAAGAACCCCACGUUUAUGUUAAUGGCCCUGGCCGGAUCUUCCGAGAACCUCGUCGUCAGCGGCUUCUCCACAUUUACCGCUAAGUUCAUCCAGAACCAGUUCGGACAGACCGCCGGCUUCUCGGCUAUUUUAAUGGGUGUAAUGGCGGUUCCUGGUGCUACAGGAGGCUUCCUUCUCGGUGGGGUGAUUUGCCGAAAGUUCCAGUUCACAGUCCGCGGGAAUCUGCGACUGUGCGCAUGUGUGUCACUGCUCUCUAUGGCAGCGGCAGCGACGAUGUUCGCCAGAUGCGAUGAGACAAAGAUCGCCGGAAUUUCUGUCUCAUACGAGAACGGGAGAGUUAUCUUCCUGUUUGUGGUCCAAAUGGAGUGCAGUACUUCUCGCCCUGUCACGCGGGAUGCAGCGAGAAUGUUGGAGAGCUGUAUAAACAGUACGUCCUCCGUCAACCAGACCGCCGUGAAUGGAGUCUGUGAAACGAACUGUCCAAUGCUCUAUUUCUUCCUACCCAUGUUCUUCAUCGUGAUGCUGCUGACUUUCGUGGCCGCUACACCUCUUACGAUCAGCACCUUGCGAUGCGUGCCGGUGACACAUAAAACGUUCGCAGUGGGUGUAAUGUGGGUGUUUGUUCGCUUUUUGGGUGUAAUGGCGGUUCCUGGUGCUACAGGAGGCUUCCUUCUCGGUGGGGUGAUUUGCCGAAAGUUUCAGUUCACAGGUCAGCGGGAAUCUGCGACUGUGCGCAGCCAUACGGCGCCAUCCGUGCCUGACCUCUCGUCCAGCUGUAAUGUCGACUGCCACUGUUCUCAGGAGAGUUAUCUUCCUGUUUGUGGUCCAAAUGGAGUGCAGUAUUUCUCGCCCUGUCACGCGGGAUGCAGCGAGAAUGUUGGAGAGAACUACCACUCAUGCAGCUGUAUAAACAGUACGUCCUCCGUCAACCAGACCGCCGUGAAUGGAGUCUGUGAAACGAACUGUCCAAUGCUCUAUUUCUUCCUACCCAUGUUCUUCAUCGUGAUGCUGCUGACUUUCGUGGCCGCUACACCUCUUACGAUCAGCACCUUGCGAUGCGUGCCGGUGACACAUAAAACGUUCGCAGUGGGUGUAAUGUGGGUGUUUGUUCGCUUUUUGGGAACAGUCCCCGGGCCUAUUUUCUUCGGCGUAAUCAUCGAUAGUGCCUGUGUGAUAUGGAAGAAAAGCUGCGGAAGCUCUGUGAACGAAUCUUGUUGGAUUUACAACAAUGAAACCAUGGGGAGAAACUUUUUUCUAGUUGCUCUUGGUGUGAAGUUUUUAUCAACAUUGUUGUUCGGUCUUGGUAGCAUUGUCUAUAAAGCGCCAUCUAUAAACAAGGAGAAUAACCUUGACAUUGCUACAAUAGAAGUUGAGAGCAAUAGAUCCAAAGUUACUGACCCACUAAGUAAUACUGAAUCAUAUAGAAGCCUCAACUCAGAGAAAAUGGGAGUUGACAAUCCAGGGUACUUGUCUUAA